ACGUUCCCUUACUACUUAUUCUGUUUUUUGUCCCUUCGUAAAGUCUCAAGCUUAUCAACCUCACAAAAUUUCUCAUAGCUUCCUCUUUCUCGUAAUGAAGAAUGACUUAAAAAUUAUAAAUUUUUAUUUCCAGUUCAGAUAAGUGGCGAUACAGAUCGUCGGGGUACAAAGGUCUUGUAAAAGAUUGUGCUGCACGUUCAAUAAUUAAGUCGUUGAGACAUAGCCAACAUGUCAAACCUUGUAGCUGGAAAAUUAGCUUUCGUUACAGGUGCCGGUAGUGGAAUAGGCAGGGCUGUGUGUCGCGUUCUAGCAAGAGAAGGUGCACAGGUUAUAGCAACUGAUCAAAAUAUAAAAACAGCUGAGGAGACUGUGUCGACUUUAACAGGCACAGGACAUUUGUCAUUAGAAAUUGAUGUUUCCUCAUCACAAAGUGUGGAUAAUGUAUUAAAAAAGACACUAGAUACAUUCGCAAAACCGCCAACGAUCGUAGUUAAUUCGGCUGGUAUAACUCGGGAUAAUUUUUUAUUGAAACUCGAUGAGAAUGAUUUCGAUCGUGUACUGCAAGUCAAUUUACGUGGGACAUUUUUGGUAAUACAAAAAAUCGUUAAUAUUUUGAUAGAGGCAAAACAGUCAAAUGGCACUUCUAUUGUUAAUAUGGGAUCGAUUAUUGGAAAAUUCGGAAAUAUUGGUCAGGUUAAUUACGGAGCUUCGAAAGCUGGCGUUGAAAAUAUUACAAAAACGGCAGCUGCUGAAUUUGGGAAAUUUGGCGUGAGGGUAAAUACCGUUUUGCCGGGAUUCAUAUCCACUCCUAUGACAGAUGUCGUUCCGGAUAAAAUUAAAGAAAUAUUUAUGAACAAAAUAGCUUUGCGCAGACUGGGAAAGCCUGAAGAAGUGGCAGAGCUUGUACUUUUCUUAGCAUCGGAUAGAAGUUCUUAUAUAAAUGGUGCUUCUAUUGAAAUUACAGGAGGAAUGAACUAGAUGAUUAAUCUUGUGAGAUCAGUGGAUUUGAAAUAUUUAGUAAAAUGUUAAAAUGAACUUGAUUACAAGAGAUCAAUAAACCUGAUAUAUAUUUUUUAAAUGCAUAAUCUAGAUAUAGGACAAUGGGGAAUCACAGUGAAUGGUAAAUACAGUGUAAAAAUAAAUAUUUAUAAGUUAAUCAUGAAUAA
Cephus cinctus (wheat stem sawfly) is the source of this 1166-nucleotide messenger RNA. RefSeq names its product estradiol 17-beta-dehydrogenase 8. NCBI's taxonomy places the organism in Eukaryota, Metazoa, Arthropoda, Insecta, Hymenoptera, Cephidae. The record is from RefSeq and is a predicted model, not a curated record. The transcript has 4 exons. The coding region runs from base 229 to 978 and encodes 249 amino acids. Gene Ontology annotation, molecular function: oxidoreductase activity, acting on the CH-OH group of donors, NAD or NADP as acceptor.